Branchiostoma floridae (Florida lancelet) is the source of this 1342-nucleotide messenger RNA. RefSeq lists its product as uncharacterized. Lineage: Eukaryota; Metazoa; Chordata; Leptocardii; Amphioxiformes; Branchiostomatidae. Bases 23 to 1342 code for a protein of 439 amino acids. The record is from RefSeq and is a predicted model, not a curated record. The transcript has 5 exons. Gene Ontology annotation, molecular function: protein binding.
UCAUUGGAGUUAAGAUAGGAACAUGUCUGACAUCAAUAUGCCCAGCCUGGCAGGCAAGUUACAGGACUUAGAGCUGGGCCUCAAGACUGAGGACAAAAAAGGCUAUGGUCAGGCACUGAGAGAAGCUAUAUCUUGUGUGGAUAACUUUAUGGAAGUAGAAAUCUUGAAAAGUAUUGGAGACCUGCAUCUCCAGGAAGGCAAGCAGAGCAAAGAUUCAGCAGACUUUGACAAGGCUGCUGCCGUUUAUGCUGCUGCCCUACUACGCUGCACAGAUCCAGACAUGGGACAAACACUGGAACAUCGUAUCGGCUACAUGGAGAAACUCUCCAGUAAACUGCUGCAAGGAUACACUCCACACUUCCGGUGGUUGUCACCAGACUACAGGGGUACAGGUGAUAGCAAUGUCUUAAGGGUGGCAGAUAUGUGUGACAAAUUAGAUAGAAGUAAAACAGAAUCCCAGCAUUCUGUUGAGGAGACUUACACAGAAACAUUAGUGACCGCAAUAGAAAACAGCGAUACGUUUUUGGAGGUCGAGGUUUUGAAAUCUCUUGGAGAUUUCUACCUUGAGCAAGGCAAGAAAACGUAUGACUUAUCCCAGUUCCCCAAGGCAGCUGCCAUGUACAAGAAAGCCCUGACAAGAUGUGAGGAUUCUGAGACAAACCCAACCCUGCACCAUCGCAUCAGUUAUGCAGAGAAGAUCAGAGAAGCAGUGAGAAAGCAAUCAACAUCGAAAAAACCCAGGCAGAGAGGAAGAAGACCAUCCACGUCAAAGCAGUACGAAGAACAUUUGAAGAAAGGUGACUCCUCCCUUGCCAGGGUACACCUGGACUCAGCAGAGCAGCACUUUGCAGCUGCACUCAAGACAGUACACAAACAAGACCCCACAGCCCAGCAGUACCAGAGAGAGGUCGCCAACCUGGGAGAAACCAUUCUCCCAGCACUUGGAAUAAAAUCUCUUAAUGACUUCUACUCAGAAAACCCACUAGACAACUGGUACUAUGACUCUGUUACACCUCGUGGGUUUGCAUUUGAUGGUUCCAUGCCAAAAGCAAGCAAGACUCCACUGGGUAGGCAGGGAAGUGAACUCAUCUGCACCCCAAGCAACAUGGUUUCAAAACUACAAAAGGAUGUCACAUUGUACUUGAAGGAAGGGUAUAACCUUGCCACCAUCUUGAGAAACCCAUGUCUGAUAGCAGGAGACCAGGGUUUGAUCAACGCAUACAUGGAUAUCACAGGGAAGGCACUACAAGCUGAUGGGGGUAAAAUAGCUCAAGAACUGGCACAGGGGAUGCUAAGAGAAAAUCAUCAGUUGCUAAGCAACCUGGUCACCAUGGAGACAUAA